AUGGCUGGUAGAAAUGAUCAUGCAAUUGUUGAUGCUUUAGAUUCAGUGGCUCAGGCGUUGCAGGGUCAGCUGAAUCAUCAAGGUGAUGUUGAUGAGUUUCGUGGGCUAGACAAAUUUCAGAGAAACAGGCCACCGAUUUUUAAGGGCAUAUAUGAAUUAGAGGGUGCGCAUGCAUGGCUCAGAGAGAUUGAGAAGAUUUCUCGAGUGAUGGCAUGCACUGAAGUUCAGAAGAUGCAGUUCGGUAUUCAUAUGUUGUUAGAGGAGGCUGAAGACUGGUGGAAUAAUAUGCGUCAAAUACUAGAGGCUUUUGGGUCGAAGUGCAUCAAAUUUGAAAGCGGACUGCAUUCUGAUUUCAAGCAAGGUAUUUGUUAUCAGGAGAUUCGUCGAUUUCAUAUGCUGGUGAAUAAGUGUAGAAUAUACGAUGAGGAUAACAGGGAUCGUUCUACUCAGUAUAAGAGUCUUUAUAAGAGGAAAGGAAAGAAUCAGUACCAUGGGAACCCGUAUAGUGCUCCAGCUCAUAAAGGGAAGUAG
Lathyrus oleraceus (garden pea) is the source of this 531-nucleotide messenger RNA. RefSeq lists its product as uncharacterized. Lineage: Eukaryota; Viridiplantae; Streptophyta; Magnoliopsida; Fabales; Fabaceae. The record is from RefSeq and is a predicted model, not a curated record. The coding region runs from base 1 to 531 and encodes 176 amino acids. The transcript is spliced from 2 exons.